CCAGACCAUAUACAUCCGGUCAGACUAAUAUGCGAUAGCCUAUAUCUAGGCUACAUAUGGUUCAUUGACCAAGCUAUUAACAUUUUCCUUAUUCACCCUAGGACAACAUAUUUGAGUAUAUUACUAGGCCUAGGCUACGAUUGUGAAUUUGACAGACCAGGCUACAUUCGCAUCAACACCGCGUUUUAUCCUAAAGGAUGGCUGAAGCAGAACUCCAGGCGUUUACGUCUAUGAUGGACGCACUCGUUCAAAUCAGCUCUAACAUGAAGAGUAUGGAGCGGGAGCUGCAUUGCCCGGUGUGUACUGAGAUGGUGAAGCAGCCCAUCAUCCUGCCAUGCCAGCACAGUGUGUGUCUGCUGUGUGCUGCUGAGGUGUUAAUCCAGAGAGGAUAUCCUGCCCCAGACCUCCCCCCAGAGCCCAACUCCCCGGCCGCCUCCCCCAACACACGCUCCCCGCGCGGGGCACGCAGGCCCCCGCCCAAGACCACCGACCGCCUGGACCGCGUCCUCAGACCAGGUUUUGGGACGUACCCCGGGCGUCGUCGUAAGGACAUGUCUCCUGCCCCCAUGCUGUUCCCCUGUCCGUCCUGUCACAAGGAGGUGGAGCUGGGAGAGAGAGGACUGACCAAUUGCCUCAGGAAUCUCACCUUGGAACGCAUUGUAGAGAGGUACAGACACACAGUGAGCCUGGGCAGCGUGGCUAUAAUGUGUGGCUUCUGUAAGGCUCCUCAGUCCUUGGAGGCCACUAAGGGCUGUGCUGACUGCAGGUCCAACUUCUGCAACGAGUGUUUCAAGCUCUACCACCCCUGGGGUACGCUCCGUUCCCAGCACGAACACAUACUGCCCACCAACAACUUCAGACCCAAGGUCCUAACGUGUCUGGAGCAUGAGCAGGAGAGGUUGUUGUGGUACUGUCGCUCCUGCCAGAGGCUGCUGUGUCCUGUCUGUAAGCUCCACAGAGUCCACCACGGCCACAAGGUGGCGCCCAUCGCACAGGCCUGCCAGGCACUAAAGGACAAAAUCACCAAGGAGAUCAACUACAUUCUGGCCAAUCAGGACACAGUAAAGGCUCAGAUAACUCAGCUGGAGAGUGCCAUCACACACAUGGAGUUGAACAGUGCGUUGGCGAGGGAGCAGUUGUCUCAGUCUGUGAGGGAGCUGGGGGCGUCUCUAGUGGAGCGACAGGGAGCGUUGACCCUGGCCCUGGAGGGGGCCCGGCUGAGGAGGGGGGAGGCCCUGUCGGCCCAGGUGUCUGAGAGGAGGGGUCUGCAGGAGCACGGCGGUUUAAUGGCCUACACACAGGAGCUGCUCAAAGAGACCGACCAACCCUGCUUCGUACAGGCCGCACGAAUCACCCACAACAGGCUGGUGAAAGCCAUAGAGAAUCUGCAGUGUUUCUCUCUCUCGGCUGAUCCCUCCUUCAGACACUUCCACAUGGACGCCUCCAGAGAAGUGAAACUCAUCAGCAGCAUGGGAUACAUAAGAGCCCCAUUGGCUCCUGUGAUUGACACCCAGCGCACGCUGGCCUAUGACCAGCUGUUCCUGUGCUGGCGACUCCCCCAGGACUCCGCCCCUGCCUGGCACUUCUCCGUGGAGUUCCAGCGGCGAAUGGGAUUGACCGAGGCAGGCUGGGGAGGAGAGGUCAGGAGUCCCAAUGCUCCACUGGUGUGGCAACGCCUGGAGGAGGUGGGCGGGACUAGUGCUGUGAUUGACAGGCUGGAGAUGGACAGUGUGUACGUGUUAAGGGUGAAAGGAAGCAAUAAGGCGGGGUUUGGAGAGUACAGCGAAGAGGUUUACCUGCACACACCACCCGCACCAGUGUUGUCUUUCUCUCUGGACUCUCGCUGGGGUUUGCAUGCCGACCGACUGGCUCUGGGUAAAGGACAGACGUAUGCCCGCAGCGUGCCCGGCCUCUCCCUUCUGCAGGCCGCUGACCGCUCCCUCACUUCCUGUCACCUGACCUCUGACCUCCUCAUAGGCGACCUGGCCAUCACCCAGGGAAGGCACUACUGGGCAUGCUCGGUGGAGCCCGGCUCCUACCUGGUCAAGGUGGGAGUUGGACAGGAGGCCAAGCUCCAGGAGUGGUUCCACCUUCCCCAGGACAUGGCCAGCCCCCGCUAUGACCCAGACAGUGGCCAUGACAGUGGGGCUGAGGAUUCCCCAGACUCCUCCCCUCCCUUCUGCUUCCUCACCAUGGGCAUGGGCAAGGUCCUCUUACCCCAGGGGACAGCAAACUUACACCACAGUACCCAUGGGAACAACCAUGGCCCCCCUACUGCCCCCCUGCCCCCGCGCCUGGGGGUUUGUCUGGACUUCGAAAAGGGGCGGGUCACGUUCUACGACGCCCACUCGCUGCGCACCCUGUGGGAGGGGCAUGUGGAUUGCUCUGCCCCUGUGUGCCCGGCCUUUUGUUUCAUUGGUGGAGGUGCACUGCAGCUGCAGGAGCUGGUGGCCAAUCGGAGCACAGAGGAGCCACCGCACAGAAGGGUUACCAUCCAAUCACGCGCCACCAAUUUAGGUAACUGAAGAAGUAUGGAGUGGAAUGAUAUGGAAAGACCCUUCAUCAACUUGAUGUUUACUUGUUUAUGUUUAGGUUUCAUGUGUAAUGUCUGCAACUGUUGAUGAUGUACAUUAUGCAGAAUAGAAGAAUGUCAAUGUCCCGGAAUCCAGGGGAUUAUAAAGCGUUCUGCAGGUUACAUCAGGAUACGUGUAUUCUGUGAUUCCAACUGUUGCUGUGUUGCAUCUGACAAGGACUCAUGAGUGGGACGUUAACUGUUAAAUGACUCAUGAGUGGGACGUUAACUGUUAAAUGACUCAUGAGUGGGACGUUAACUGUUAAAUGACUCAUGAGUGGGGCGUUAACUGUUA
Messenger RNA from Oncorhynchus masou masou (cherry salmon), 2867 nucleotides. Its product is annotated as tripartite motif-containing protein 46-like. The record is from RefSeq and is a predicted model, not a curated record. The coding region runs from base 198 to 2525 and encodes 775 amino acids. Gene Ontology annotation, cellular component: main axon. The transcript is spliced from 12 exons. Gene Ontology annotation, biological process: microtubule bundle formation; axonogenesis; anterograde synaptic vesicle transport. Gene Ontology annotation, molecular function: zinc ion binding; protein binding. NCBI's taxonomy places the organism in Eukaryota, Metazoa, Chordata, Actinopteri, Salmoniformes, Salmonidae.